AAGUGCAAGACCACACAUUCCAUCCUGUCUGGUUGAUUAACCAGGCUGCCAAAUGAAAGCAAAGUAUCCGAAGGUUUGUAGAUAAAAUCUACAAAGUGAAGAACACCACAGAAAAGAAGUGCCAAGGCUACAAAUAUAAUCAGAAAAGGGUUUGCAUCAUCAACAGGUAAAGCAUUACUUUGGUGGAACAUCUCAGCUCAAGCACCAUUGCUCACAUCAAAUGUGAAGCAAGGGUGGUACUGGAUAUGUGACAGGAACAAAGCAAGCCCAGGUGGCAGUCAUUGAUAAGAUUCAUUGAUUUAAAGAAGCAAGCUUUCUGGAGCUAUGAACCCUGUAAAAAUGAUGGUAGUCCACAAGCAUCAUCUCUUUUGGAUUGGUUUCUUGGGCUUUUGUGUGGAAUGUUUUGUCCAGGAUCAAAAAAACAACACUCUCAUUUUCACCAAGGAAAACACAAUUCGUAAUUGCACAUGUCCUGAUGAUAUUGGCAACACUGACUGUGAUUACAGUUUGGCAAACCUAAUCUGUAAUUGUAAGACUGUCUUGCCUAAUACAAUAGACAAAACCUACUACAACAACCUAACAAUUUGGUUCACAGACACUGUUAUGCUCGGAAUGCUGUUAAAUUUUACAGCUGUCUAUGACCUGAAGCUCUCACUCUGCGUCUCUAUUCCUCUGUCAAUUGAGUACUUGACUAUCUGGGGAUUGCGAAGACUGCAGAUCAAAAUGAAGCACAAUGGUCAGUUACAAGAGCAGAAUUUAACCAUCUUCAGUAGGUGCGACAAUGACGUGCCAUGCAAAGGAAGGCAAAUUAUUACUUACAUUUCUGUUCUACAUACAUCUCUUUUCAACAGCUACUCCCCACUGAAAUCAUACAGUGUGGAAAAUAUUUCCAAUAUAACAGACCAUUUUCCAAGUUUACCAUAUUCUGAUAACUUCUUCACUACUAAUAAAAGAUAUGUCAUAACAUUCAUUUACUGACCCAGCAUAUUUGCCCAUUUCUCCAAUGCAUUCGUAGUCCUUGAUAAGGUAAUGUUUUACAAGCUACACCCCUGCCAUUCAUUUUUUUAAAUAUCAAAGUCUAAACACAAGUAUUACUGUUGACACUGAUUUGCAUUUCCUAUUUUAGUAAGUUUGUUGAACUUGUCCCCUGAACAAUUUGUCUAUCCUCUGGAAGCAAACCUAAGUAGUCAGAAGUGCUCAGUAGAGCUUGUUCUUAGGACUGCAGCCUUUGCAAUCCUAAAUUAUUUAGUGUUGCCAUAUCUGGUGCAUGUCACACAUCAGAUAACUUUUCCUCAACUGUUUCAUUUCAAGCAAUCAGAUUCUUGCACAGAAUGUUAGGUUCAGUACCAUAUCACAAUUUAUUUCGCUUAUCAUUAUAAUCUUGAGAUACUGAGUUUUCUUCUUAAAAGAAGUUUAUUGGCAUCAUAAUUGUGAGAAAAUCUUGGUGUCCUGUGCAUGAAAAGUGUGUAAAUCUUGUGAAACAUCUACUCAAACUAAUUUUUUUCUUUGGCUUGUGAUUAAAAUAUUUGUACUGGUCAAAUAUAUUUCAGUUAGUUGACUAAUAAUUCCAAAACAACUGAGAAUGACAGCUCUGUGCUACCUAUAUAUAGGCUUGCAUACAUGGGCAUCAACAUCUUGAGAAUGCUCUAGAAGUCUUGUGUAAAUAAUUUGAUAUAUUACCAACUUUCUGCUCAUGCCAUUUUACUCAUCCCACAAUUCCAUUCUCCUCAGUUCACCAGACACAGAGAUCACACAGCUGAGCCAGCAUGGUGUAGUGGUUAAGAGCAGGUGCCUCCUAAUCUGGAGAACCAAGUUUGAUUCCCCGCUCUGCCACUCCAGCCUGGAAACCACACAGCACCCCACUGUACAUAUUUUCAGUGCAAUCCAGUGCAGAGACCUCCAGGCUAUGAUCAUUGGAUUGUUCACUGGAGUAACCCUGCAUAGCAUCAGAUUGUUCUGUUGGUAAAUAAGUUCAGUUUCAAGAAUCUGGAAUCAGGGAAUCAGUACAAGGUUUUCAUGGUGCAGAAAUCACCUAAAAACUAUUGGACUUGAUUUGAUUCCCAAUUCUACAGCCAGCAUGCUCCUCCAUGAACUACACUGUCUCUGAAGUUUUAAUAACACCCAGAUUACUUUCAUUUACAGAGGUUUUGAUACCCAUCCAAAUUGGGGGGGGGGGGUCAGCUCUUAGGAGUGGCACAGCGAAUUUGCCCUCCUCUGGGCACUUACCCAGCUGGAGGACUGAAACUGCCACUGUGUGGCCACCACUCCUGGCACAGGAUUCUGCAGCAGUACAAAGAUAUCCUCAAAGGCACUAAGAUAAUCCAUGAACUAAAUUUUUACUAAACUUCAUCAAAUAUCCUUGAAAUACUUUUAGAUCUCAGAAUUUUGUAUAAUCAGUUUUCUUAAAUUUUAUAGCGUUUUUUAUAAACCAAAUCCUUUGGUAAGUUAUUCCUGCAUUAUAAUUCUUGGAAAGUUUGCACUCAUUGGAAACCAAGAAGAAAGUGAAUGUGUUAAGACUGUACUGCCCCCUAGUAUUUAAAAAAAGCAGUGACGUGAAAGGAAAACAAGGCAAAUAGAGAAAACAUUAUGAUUUCUGAACAAACCUACUAACAUGCAGGCCUCCCUGUUCCAUCUACAGAAUUUUAAUCCAGCCCUGAUGCCUGGAGCGCCCUGUUUUAUCUUUGCAAUAACCCUGUGCGGUAAAGUAGAUUGGCCCAUUUAAAUAAUUUACCAGUAAUUAAAGUUUUGAAUGACAAACAGCUAAAAAUACACAUCGAAAAAAGCUCUGCUAUAAAAUAAAAUAGCCACGCUUCAUUUUUUUCUGCACCAAAUAUAAACACAACUAAAAGUUUAUUACAUUCUCUAGUUCUUAAUUAUUACCAAUUAAAUAAGAUCCCUCUUUUCUCUAUUAUGUCCUCUUUCUUAUUUUACUAAUCCUCAAAUCCACAGCUCAUCAGUUCAUUUUUUUCUAUUUUAAGCAAAACAUCCAUCAAGGGUUUCCAGCUAUCCACAAAGUUUAGCUAUCUCAGCCAAAUCUAAUGUCUUUACAAAACAUUCUUAUAUUGUGAGCACAGAUCAGGUUUUUCAUUUUUGUUCAUACAAUACUCUUGCUGCUGAUGUCAUGUAUAAAAAAGAAAAUUCUGUAUCUUUUUUCAAAAUGUCAGUACAUAAGGACCCAAAAGUAAGCCUCUGGUUUCAUUUGUAUAUUAGUCUUUCAAAAUUGUCUGAAUUAUUGAAUGUAUUUCUGUCCCCAAAAAAUUAACUUUAUUACAAGUCCUCAAUAAAUGAUAAAAUGACUCCUCAUGGUGAGCUUCAGGACUGAGCAGGGAUUUGA
Messenger RNA from Sphaerodactylus townsendi, 3334 nucleotides. RefSeq names its product linkage group 04 C21orf62 homolog (gene EPCIP). The record is from RefSeq and is a predicted model, not a curated record. The coding region runs from base 325 to 978 and encodes 217 amino acids. Lineage: Eukaryota; Metazoa; Chordata; Lepidosauria; Squamata; Sphaerodactylidae. The transcript is spliced from 3 exons.